This is a messenger RNA of Besnoitia besnoiti, 357 nucleotides long. RefSeq lists its product as uncharacterized. NCBI's taxonomy places the organism in Eukaryota, Apicomplexa, Conoidasida, Eucoccidiorida, Sarcocystidae. The transcript has 2 exons. The coding region runs from base 1 to 357 and encodes 118 amino acids. The record is from RefSeq and is a predicted model, not a curated record.
AUGGAGGAAUUUAGCGGUUGCAUUUGCCACUUUCUUAGCACGCUGAUUGGCGGGGUACGAAGCGCCAUCACGAAUGCAGAUACGCUCUCCAUGCCAACAGAUUUAGGAAAUGUGGCUGGGGGGGCCGGUGGCACUGGCGGCGCCUUGGCGGCUGCGCCUCAGCCUGCAACGGCUGAGAAUGGCGGAAUGGCGCCAGCACAGGUCGCCGCCCUGAUCGUUCUCCUCAUCGUCAUGGUUCUCACUUUCCUUCAAAAUUCGACGUCAAGCAUUCAGACGACGAAGCGACGGAACGUGGGUCGGCCGGACGACGGGAACGAUUCGGGCGGAGGGGGUCGCCCAGGCCCUUCAGUUGCUUAG